UCGGCAUGUCUGUCGUUUCUGAUUCAAUUUUGAAUAAGAAAUUAGAUUUUGAUAUAAAAUUACUACCCGAUGAAAUAUAUAAUUCUUAUCAAAAAUUAUUAAAUAGAUGCCUAUAUAAAAAUUCCCAAUGGUUUGCAGAGUUAUUAUUCUCUAUAGAUGAUAGUACAACACCAAAUAUUGAACAUAAAGAACAAGCUUUAUCUAACAAAAAUUACAUAUUGGCAAAAGGCUAUUUUGAUGUAAAAGAAUAUGAAAGAGCAAGCUAUUACGCUAGAGAUAAGGAUGAUACUCUGAUAUCCUUUAUAUAUUUUUAUUCUAAAUAUCAAGCACUUAAUUUUAAAUCAAACCCAAGUUUUCAAUUUUCUCAUGUCAUAUAUGAAGAUGAUUUAAAUGGCUACAAAAAUGAUUAUAAUUCACUCUAUAAAGAACUAAAUGAUUUAUAUUUAAAUAACAAGGCAGAUGGGUAUCAUUUGUAUAUCCUGGGAAUUAUUUUGGUUAAGAUGAAUUGCCGAGAUGAAGCACUUAAAAUAUUUAUUGAAUCCAUAAACUUGGAACCACAUAUCUGGGGAAGUUGGCUUGAAAUGGUGGAUCUUAUACCAACUUUUGAACAAAUAACUACCAUGCAAUUACCUAAGCAUUGGAUAACAUAUUUCUUUGUCUCUCGUUAUUUAGUUAGAGAUAACAAAUGGGAAAUGGCACUUAAUAUUUACCAAUUACUAGAAGAUUCCGGAUUUAAAAAAUGCAUAUAUAUUAGAAACCAAGUCGCUAACAUUCACUUUCAAAUGAAGGAUAUGGAGCAAUCUUUAAAAUCGUUUCAAAAUUUACAAAUCACAGACCCUUAUUGUUUAGACAAUAUCGAUAUAUAUUCCAACGUUUUGUAUGUUUUGGAGAAAGACGAGGAAUUAAGUAUUUUAGCUCAACAUUGCCAGGAUAUUGACCCUUUUAGGCCAGAAGCCUGUUGUGUUAUAGGAAAUUACUUUAGUCUCAAGGGAGACCGGUAUAAAGCCAUCAUAUAUUUCCAAAGGGCUAUAACUCUUAACGCUGAUUUUUAUUCCGCAUGGGUUCUCAUAGGACACGAAUACAAUGAGCUCAAAAAUACUUCUGCCGCCAUAUACGCUUAUCAUAAAGCAUCUAAAAUAAAUCCUUACGAUUAUAGGGUUUGGAACGGCUUUGGGCUGACCUACGAAAUUAUGAUGAUGCCUUCUUAUUCUUUGUAUUACUAUAAACGAGCUCAUAUGCUAAACCCAACAGAUUCACGUUUAUUGAUGGCUCUCGGUGAAUGCUUCGAAGCACUAGGUAAAAUGAAACAAGCUAAACUGUAUUAUCAAAGAGCACUUAUUGGUGGAGACUUGGAAGAGACCGCCACCUUUAAAUUGGCAAAGGCUUGUGAAGCGUUACAAGAUACCAGGAACGCCGCCCUGGCCUACAAUAAAUAUUUACAAGAUGCCAAGAACAGAAAGGUUUCAAAUACAGCUGAAGAAGCUCACGCCUUAAAAUAUUUGGGCUAUUACUACUAUUCGGCCAAAGAUUAUCUUAAAGCAUAUUCCUGUUUUCAUAAGUGUUUUAGCUAUGUCGAGGCCUUGGAAGAUGGAAAAAUAAUGGUUAACAAAUUGCAAGAUUACGUUAAAUCUGUGAUACCUAUUUUAUAAAUAAUUACAUGUCAUAAUAUUAUGUAUUACAUCAAACUUAUCCUGUUAAAUAAUAUAAUAUUCGUAAUUUCUUAAAUCAUUAUUACAUAAUAUUAAUUUAUAUAUUUUUCAUUCUAUUUAUACCCCAUCAUUAAUAUAUUAAUGUUGAUAUGGAGCGGUGCUCCUAUAUAAACUGUAAAGGUAGCUCCGAAUUUUAUUGUAUACAUUUUCUUAAAAAUGAUAUUUUUAAAAAUAGGACCGAGGCAUAAGCGUGACGCGGGGGGUUUAAAAAUAUUAUUUAAAGCGAAUUUUAAAAAAAUUUUACUGCCCCCUCCCAUCUCAACUUCUCAAAAAAUGUACACAAUAAAUCACU
Gordionus sp. m RMFG-2023 is the source of this 2001-nucleotide messenger RNA. Its product is annotated as cell division cycle protein 23 homolog. Gene Ontology annotation, cellular component: anaphase-promoting complex. Gene Ontology annotation, molecular function: protein binding. The transcript has 15 exons. The record is from RefSeq and is a predicted model, not a curated record. Gene Ontology annotation, biological process: anaphase-promoting complex-dependent catabolic process; protein ubiquitination; positive regulation of mitotic metaphase/anaphase transition. NCBI's taxonomy places the organism in Eukaryota, Metazoa, Nematomorpha, Gordioida, Chordodea, Parachordodidae. Bases 6 to 1649 code for a protein of 547 amino acids.